This is a messenger RNA of Nannospalax galili (Upper Galilee mountains blind mole rat), 927 nucleotides long. Its product is annotated as olfactory receptor 13A1-like. Gene Ontology annotation, biological process: G protein-coupled receptor signaling pathway. The record is from RefSeq and is a predicted model, not a curated record. Lineage: Eukaryota; Metazoa; Chordata; Mammalia; Rodentia; Spalacidae. Gene Ontology annotation, cellular component: membrane. The transcript has a single exon. Gene Ontology annotation, molecular function: olfactory receptor activity; G protein-coupled receptor activity.
CUGAUGUUGAGUCCCAACCAGACAACAGUGAUGGAGUUCAUGCUGCAAGUGUUCUCAGAGCACCCCAGUUUGCGACUGCCCUUGAUUGGCUGCUUUCUGUAACUCUAUACAAUGGCUCUAAUGGGUAACACUUUGAUCACUGCUUUGAUCAACUGCAGCACUGGGCUUCAUAGCCCCAUAUACUUUUUCUUGGGCAAUCUAGCCACCAUGGACAUUUUCUGCACUUCUUCUGUUCUGCCCAAGGUCCUGGUUGGCCUAACCUCUGAGGAAAACACCAUCUCCUUCCAGGGGUGCAUGGCACAGCUCUUCUUCCUUGUGUGGUCUGCAUCCUCUGAGCUGCUGCUGUUCACAGUCAUGGCCUAUGACCGCUAUGUGGCCAUCUGCUUUCCCUUGCACUACAGCUCCUGGAUGUGCCCACAGCUGUGGGGGGCCCUAGCCAUGGGUGUGUGGACCAUCUGUGCACUGAAUGCUUCUGUCCACACUGGUCUGAUGACACGGUUAUCAUUCUGUGGCCCCAAGGUUGUCACCCACUUCUGUGAGAUACCCCCACUCUUGUUGCUAUCCUGCAGCCCCACACAUGUGAACAGCAUCAUGACUCUUGUGGCAGAUGCUUUCUAUGGAGGCAUCAACUUCCUGUUUACCCUGCUGUCCUAUGGCUGCAUCAUCACCAGCAUCCUGCAUAUGCGCUCUGCUGAAGGGAAACGGAACGCCUUCUCCACCUGCUCUUCUCACCUCAUUGUGGUUUCUGUGUACUACUCGUCUGUGUUCUGUGCCUAUAUCAGUCCUGCUUCCAGCUACAGUUCAGAGAGAAGUAAAGUGUCUGCAGUGCUGUACUCAGUCUUGAGCCCCACCCUGAACCCCCUCAUCUACACACUGAGGAAUAAGGAUGUUCAGGAAGCCCUGCGGAGAUUCUUGCCUUCCUUCUGA